AUGAGGAGGACCUUUACGAAGCGUGCGAGUCUCGGCCAGCUUCACCGCAGCUCACUUGCGCACACCACGCCAACAACCACCACAAUAAUAAGCUCAACGGCCGCGGCAGGGAGAGCCCCCCACACCUGGACCCAGCAGCAGCAGCGGCAACAGCCUCGGCAGCGACCUUGCAUUGCCCCCAUCGUCAGCCGCGUCUACCCACAGCUGCUACCACAUCAUUACUACCACUCGAGCAGCACCCGGCGGCAGCGGCAGCAGGAGGAGGAGGAGAGUGCGAGUGCCCGCACGCCCUCGCAGCCCGAGGCAGUACCAGGGAACACCCCGGCGGCAGAGCACGGCAGCACCAUGGGAGGAUCAGGAGCGACAGGGGCCAGCGCUGGCAGGCCCCCGACGUCGAGCACGCAAGCCGCACCCGGGAGCACACCAGAUGGGCCCUCUGGGCCCGUGGCCAAUCAGGCGGCGCCAGGCGGCCCAGGCGCGCCGAAUGCGUCUGGGGCCGCAGCAGGGCACGCCGCAGAUCUUCGCGAGAGUGCGGGCGAGCGUGGAGAGGCUGCUGCAGGAGGACAUCAAGGAGCAAGGGCCGCAGGGGUUGCUGAGGGGGACGUGGGAGGAGACGGUGCUGGUGCUGGUGCUGGGGCUGGUGGCGGUGGCGGGGACCCAAAGGCGCUUCCGCCGCCGACGGAGGAUGGGAAUAACGUCCAGACCCUUGAGGUCGACGGGAAGCCCAUCAGCCUGGACCACUUGGGCCCACUGGUGGUUCACAAGGACGGCACCAUGUCCAGGAUCAGUAACUGGGGUGAGAUGACCGAGAUUGAGCGGAAAAACACACUGCGGAUCCUGGUGAAGAGGAACCAGGUCAGGUUGGGUGCUCUGAGGCAGGGAUUGAAGACAGAAAGUGAUGAGACCAAGUGA
Messenger RNA from Diaporthe batatas, 912 nucleotides. RefSeq lists its product as uncharacterized. Lineage: Eukaryota; Fungi; Ascomycota; Sordariomycetes; Diaporthales; Diaporthaceae. The record is from RefSeq and is a predicted model, not a curated record. The transcript has a single exon. The coding region runs from base 1 to 912 and encodes 303 amino acids.